This is a messenger RNA of Xiphias gladius (swordfish), 1074 nucleotides long. Its product is annotated as olfactory receptor 1-like. Bases 64 to 1074 code for a protein of 336 amino acids. Gene Ontology annotation, molecular function: G protein-coupled receptor activity; olfactory receptor activity. Gene Ontology annotation, biological process: G protein-coupled receptor signaling pathway. Lineage: Eukaryota; Metazoa; Chordata; Actinopteri; Istiophoriformes; Xiphiidae. Gene Ontology annotation, cellular component: membrane. The transcript has 2 exons. The record is from RefSeq and is a predicted model, not a curated record.
UCUGCAGGACCAAAAUGGAGAAGUGGCUUGAUCACUGUGAGCUAAGACCCCCCUGAACCACAUAUGAGCAGGAAACAUACAUUCAUAAUGGACCCAGAAGAGAAAGCUGCUACCAUGUAUAAUGCCACAUUUGUUCGACCUGCAAAGUUCUAUCUCAGUGGGUUUUCCAACAUCCCUCAUGUUAAGUAUUACUAUGUCUUCCUGUGUUUUGUCUAUAUCAUGACUGUUCUUGGGAAUGGCCUCCUUCUCUCAGUUAUCUACAUGGUCAAGACUCUUCAUACACCUAAAUACAUGAUUGUGUUCAACCUGGCUUUGACAGAUUUGUGUGGAAGCACUGCUCUCAUCCCAAAACUCUUGGACACAUUUUUGUUUGACAGGAGAUACAUUGUCUAUGAGGCUUGCUUAAGUUAUAUGUUCUUUGUUUUGUACUUUGGAAGUAUGCAGUCAUGGACACUUGUCACUAUGGCAUAUGACAGAUUUGUAGCAAUUUGCUUCCCUUUAAGGUACCAUAGUAUUGUGACUAAACCAGCUGUUGCUGCAAUGCUGCUUUUUGCGUGGUUUUUUUUAUCCAUUUUAUUUGUAUUAAGUGUUGUAUUCUUAGCUCGCCUCUCCUUCUGUGGAUCUGUGGUGAUAAAAAGCUUUUUCUGUGAUCAUGCACCAAUAUACAGUCUUGCCUGUAAUGACACGUCUUUAAAUGACAUAAUGGCAUGGAUUUCAUUCAUCGUAAUACUCUGUUUUCCUCUUAUUUUGAUAGCAUUCACAUAUGUUUGCAUUUCCAUAGCACUGAGCAGGAUUGCAUCAGCAGAAGAACGACUCAAAGCAUUGAAAACUUGUACUUCUCACCUGAUCCUUGUGGCUAUUUUCUUCAUACCAAUUGUGGGCACCAACAUAGCUGCAGUGUCCUCCUACAUCCAUCCUAAUGCCAGGAUCAUAAACUCCUCUUUGACACACACCAUACCAGCUUUGCUCAAUCCUAUUGUAUACUCUUUAAAGACAGAAGAAGUGCUGAACUCUAUCAGGGAGCUUUGGAAAAGAAAUAGGCUAAGAAAUAUAAACUUGUGGAAAAAAAGGUGA